CCGACCUACUCUCGACUCUCGACUGUGGCGCCUUCGUUGACGGAAAUGGCAGCGCGGCCAUAACUGAACCUCUUUACGUCGGAUCCAGUCGCAGCACGUUGUCGGAAUAAUAAGCGACCAUGCAGAUCUUUGUGAAAACCCUCACGGGUAAGACCAUUACCCUCGAGGUAGAGGCUUCCGAUACCAUUGAAAAUGUGAAAGCCAAGAUCCAGGACAAGGAGGGCAUCCCCCCAGAUCAGCAGCGGCUUAUUUUUGCCGGCAAACAACUGGAAGAUGGACGCACACUUUCGGAUUACAAUAUCCAGAAAGAAUCUACUCUCCAUCUUGUACUCCGUCUGCGAGGUGGUGUGAUUGAGCCUACCCUUCGUAUACUUGCACAAAAGUACAACUGCGACAAAAUGAUCUGCCGCAAGUGUUACGCUCGUCUUCACCCACGUGCAACCAACUGCCGUAAGAAGAAGUGUGGCCACACAAACAACAUCCGACCCAAGAAGAAGCUGAAGUAGAUUAAACACCCAACUUCCUUUUUCGUGUUGCGAAAAUGGCAUGUAUAUUUCUUACAUCUAAAUAAAUGCAAACUGUAACUAAA
Ooceraea biroi (clonal raider ant) is the source of this 589-nucleotide messenger RNA. It is a transcript of the gene RpL40, whose product is annotated as ribosomal protein L40. Gene Ontology annotation, molecular function: structural constituent of ribosome; protein binding. Gene Ontology annotation, cellular component: ribosome. The record is from RefSeq and is a predicted model, not a curated record. Lineage: Eukaryota; Metazoa; Arthropoda; Insecta; Hymenoptera; Formicidae. Gene Ontology annotation, biological process: translation.